GACUUGAUCAGUAAUUCAGGUUCAGCUACUAUUGUUACCGAAUCACCCUCCAUUGGUUACAACUCUUCUAUUCCAAGUGAAUUGAUCAAUGAUUCAGGUUCAGCUACUAUUGUUACUGAAUCCUCAUCUGUUGGUUACAACUCAUCUACUCCAAGUGACUUGAUCAGUGAUUCAGGUUCAGCUACUAUUGCUAACGAAUCGUCAUCUGUUGGUUACAACUCAUCUACUCCAAGUGACUUGAUCUGUGAUUCAGUUUCAGCUACUAUUGUUACUGAAUCCUCAUCUGUUGGUCACAACUCAUCUACUCCAAGUGAUUUGAUUAGUGAUUCAGUUUCAGCUACUAUUGUUACCGAAUCAUCCUCCAUUGGUUACAACUCUUCUAUUCCAAGUGACUUGAUCAGUGAUUCAGGUUCAGCUACUAUUGUGACUGAAUCUUCAUCUGUUGGUUACAACUCAUCUACUCCAAUUGACUUGAUCAGUGAUUCAGGUUUAGCUACUAUUGUGACUGAAUCUUCAUCUGAUGGUUACAACUAUUCUAUUCCAAAUGACUCUGAUCAGAAAUUCAAGUUCAGCUACUAUUGUUACCGAAUCAACCUCCAUUGGUUACAACUCAUCUAUACCUUCUGGUUCAACUAG
Molecule: messenger RNA, 636 nt
Organism: Vanderwaltozyma polyspora DSM 70294
Lineage: Eukaryota; Fungi; Ascomycota; Saccharomycetes; Saccharomycetales; Saccharomycetaceae
Exons: 1
Source: RefSeq, a predicted model, not a curated record